Molecule: messenger RNA, 1484 nt
Organism: Phodopus roborovskii (desert hamster)
Lineage: Eukaryota; Metazoa; Chordata; Mammalia; Rodentia; Cricetidae
Gene: Saal1
Product: serum amyloid A like 1
Exons: 12
Coding region: 36-1469 (477 amino acids)
Source: RefSeq, a predicted model, not a curated record
CCCCCGGGGCUUCCGGCGCGCUCCUGGGCGCCAGAAUGGACCGCAACCCGUCGCCCCCGCCGCCCAGCUGCGACCCGGAGGGCGAGGAGGACUUGGCCGGGGGAGACUGCAUUGGGAGUACGGUCUACAGCAAGCACUGGCUCUUCGGCGUCCUCAGCGGGCUCAUCCAGAUUGUCACACCUGAAAGUGACAAGCCCAGCUCGGACGAUGAUGCUGAUGAGCAACAGACGGAGCUUGCUGAAGAAAUGGAGAAUGAAAUCUGCAGAGUCUGGGAUAUGUCCAUGGAUGAGGAUGUGGCUUUAUUUCUCCAAGAAUUUAAGGCUCCAGACAUAUUCAUGGGAGUGCUGGCCAAAUCGAGGUGUCCCCGAUUAAGAGAAAUCUGUGUGGGGAUUUUAGGGAAUAUGGCCUGCUUCCAGGAGAUAUGCACGUCCAUCAGCAGCUGCAAGGACCAUGGACAGGUGCUUCUGCAGUGUUUGUGCGACUCGGACCCACCCACUCUGCUAGAAACCAGCAGGUUGUUGCUUACUUGCCUUUCCCAGACAAAAGUGGCCAGUGUCUGGGUUGAAAGGAUCCGGGAGCAUCCAUCUAUUUACAGUAGUGUUUGCUUCAUCAUGUCAAGUUCAACAAACGUUGACUUGCUGGUGAAGGUGGGGGAGGUCGUGGACAAGCUCUUUGACAUGGACGAAAAACUCAUGCUGGAGUGGAUUAGAAAUGGGACUGCCCGACUUCCAGACCAACCCCAAGAGGACUCUGAAGAGCAGCCAGUGUUUUCGAUUGUACCCUGUGUGCUGGAAGCUGCCAAGCAAGUACGGUCUGAAAACCCGGACGGGCUGGACGUUUACAUGCACAUCUUGCAGCUCCUCACCACAGUGGAUGACGGAGUUCAGGCAAUUGUGCAGUGUCCCGCUACUGGAAAAGACGCGUGGGACUUACUCUUUGACCUGGUGUGCCAUGAAUUCUGCCAAGCUGGUGACCCUCCCAUCAUACUGCAGGAGCAGAAGACAGUGCUGGCCUCUGUCUUCUCGGUGCUGUCUGCCAUCAGUGCUUCAUGGGCCGGACUGGAACCCCUGAAGAGAGAAGAAGUGGAUCUUGCUCUAAUUGACAGCCUAAUUCGGGUGUUACAAAAUAUGGAACAUUGUCAGAAGAAACCAGAGAACUCCACAGAAGAGCCUACAAACUAUGACUCAACCCAAGAUGAUGACUUCCAUAUGAAGAUCCUGAAGGAUAUUUCAUGUGAAUACCUUUCUAAUAUUUUUCAGGCAUUAACCAAGGAAACUGUGGCUCAGGGACUGAAGGAGGGCCAGUUAAGUAAAAAGAAAUGUUCCUGUGCAUUUCAGAGCCUCCUGCCCCUCUACAGCCCUAUGGUGGAAGCCUUCAUGAAAGUCCUGCAUGAGGUUGAUAAGACUCUGGCUGAGGACCUAGAAGAAAGCUUCCCCAGUGUGAAGGCUCAGCUUAAGACUCGCGUUUGAGUUUCUCCUGUCCAA